ACUUUGACUGACAACGUGCAAGAAACCCUGCGACAGAGUGUUUUAACAUCACACUCGAAAAUAACAUCAAAGUGGUAGUCGAAAGUGCCACCAACUCGAGCCGCACUCUUAAAGCAACACCAAAUUAAAAGUAGCAGCCAAAAAUUUGAGCAGAGAAAAACAAAGUUGCAGCAGGCGAUCAGCAGCAGCAAAGCUCGAAAAGAAAGACAGACAAACCGAAAGGAGAGCAUUUUUUCUACUUGCUUUUAUUUUUGGAAGCGCGAGUGAGUGUGGGUGUGUAGCUGGAAAGAUGGCAGACUCGGAAAACCAACAGCAGCUACCGAUUGAACAACCGCUGUCCCUAGAUGAGCAGGAUGAUGAACAGGGUCUAGCGCAGGGCAAGCCCGCGCCGCCUCCAAAGGAAUUAAUUGCCACCAAAGUCACCGGCACUGUCAAAUGGUUCAACGUGAAGAGCGGCUAUGGCUUCAUUAACCGCAACGACACCAAAGAGGAUGUCUUUGUACACCAGAGCGCUAUAGCGCGGAACAAUCCCAAAAAGGCGGUGCGUUCGGUGGGUGAUGGCGAGCUCGUUGAAUUUGAUGUUGUCAUUGGUGAGAAGGGCAAUGAAGCAGCUAAUGUAACCGGUCCCUCUGGAGAGCCAGUGCGAGGCAGUCAGUUUGCGGCUGAUAAGCGUCGCAACUUCCGCCCCUGGAUGAAGAAGAACCGCCGCAAGAUGCCCGGCGAGGGCGACAACGAAGGCGAUGAGCUGGCACCAGCCCAGCCGAUGCCACUGCAACAGCACGACGGCCAGCAGCAUCAACAGCAGCAGAUGCAGGGCGGUCCCCGCCAGCCACGUCAGAACUACCGCCGCGGUCCCGGUGGCGGCCCUGGUGGCCCACCCGGUGGUCAGCGUGGUGGUCCACGCGGCGGCGGCGGUCAACGUCGGUAUAACAACUAUUAUCCGCGUCAAACGCGUCGUGUACUUGGCGGCGGUGAUGGCAGCGCCGAGGCUGGCGUUCAUGAUCAGAAUCCCGAUAAUGUGCAGCGGGGCGAUGGACAGCCACGUCGUGGCGGCGGCCUUGGUGGACCCCAGCGACGUUUCUUCCGACGCAAUGGACCUCCACCACGUCGUGAUGGUGGCGAGUACAUUCAAGGCGGCCAGGGACCGCCACGUCAGCCGUUCCGUCCGCGUCGCCAGAAUCGUAAACCCAAUGGACCUGGCGGCGGUGGCAUGGAGCAGCAGUCACAGCAGAACGGCGCUCAAGAGCUGCAAAAUACAACAACAGAAAGCACCGCUUAGAAGAUCAUAAGCAGCAGCAGCAACAACAACAACAAAAACAGAUGCAGUAACAACAACUACAAACUUAAGAUGAGGAAGAAUUACAAUCGUAAUGGCUUACAAUCUUUUAUAUUAUUUUGUUUACAUCUCUCUGGCAAGCGACAGCAAAACGAAACAUGUAAAAUGUAUAACAUAAAUUCAAACAAACUUAGUGGCUGGUAAUUCUUUCUUUUUUUUUUGAUAAACAAACAUUUAUGUAUGUAUGUGCAUAGCAACAUAAAUUUUCAUAAAUUUCAAUUGUAUUAUACGAAGCAAAUGAGCGCAACCUCAGUAACCAAAAAAUAAAUACAGAAAACCUAA
This is a messenger RNA of Drosophila busckii, 1618 nucleotides long. RefSeq names its product Y-box factor homolog (gene yps). Gene Ontology annotation, molecular function: nucleic acid binding. Gene Ontology annotation, biological process: regulation of gene expression. The transcript has 4 exons. The coding region runs from base 290 to 1279 and encodes 329 amino acids. Gene Ontology annotation, cellular component: nucleus. Lineage: Eukaryota; Metazoa; Arthropoda; Insecta; Diptera; Drosophilidae. The record is from RefSeq and is a predicted model, not a curated record.